Molecule: messenger RNA, 1854 nt
Organism: Hypoxylon trugodes
Lineage: Eukaryota; Fungi; Ascomycota; Sordariomycetes; Xylariales; Hypoxylaceae
Product: carbohydrate-binding module family 50 protein
Exons: 3
Coding region: 1-1854 (617 amino acids)
Source: RefSeq, a predicted model, not a curated record
AUGUUAUACAAUAACAGCCUUCCUUCAACGCUGACUUCGGCGUAUUCCAAUGCGCUUCUCGCUGACGUCGCCGCCUGCGACACUCUUGUCAAGAAUUUUCGUCCUGAUUUUUUCUAUCCCCCAGCAUCGUUGUCCCGCAUCUGUACCAAUAACUGCUCCUCGUCAUUGGCUACGUGGAUGUCUUCGGUGCGAACCAGUUGUGGAAACCAAACUGUCUUAGGCGACUUACAAGUUGAAGCUGCGGCCGUCUAUAUCCCAGGAUCGCUACAGUUCUCCUUUCAAUCAGCAUGUCUGAAAGACGAUGGUGGUCGUUACUGUGGCCCUGUUGCGGCCUUAGCAGCAGCGUUUCCUGACCCCGGAGUCAGUCCAUUCAAUUAUAUCAGCAACAUCACAGGCCAAGACCAAAAGCCUGAUGAUUGCGACCUCUGCAUUGUAGAACGGUUGCGCUUGCGUGCGGGGUCACCGUACUUUGACGGCCCUGUUGUGGCCAGCCAGUCCCUAUACGAGAGCGUGACGUCCAGUUGCAGCAUCACGGGUCGGCCCAUUUCAAAAAGCUCGCUUGGCUACUUUACCUCCACGCCAACUCCGACGGCUAGCACUUGCCAAGGGUCCAAGUAUACGGUUAAGCCUUCGGAUGAUUGCUACACCAUCUCCAAAAGCCAGGGUGUCGGCAGGGCCUGGCUAUUGGCCGACAAUAACCUCGAUGCAUACUGCAAAAACUUCCCCGCGGCGGGCACCGCGUUGUGUAUCACGAACAAAUGUACCACCGUAACGGUCGGCGUCAAUGAAACGUGCGCCGUGAUCGCAAAAAGGGCUGGUAUCAGCGAGACACAAUUUCACGCGUGGAACCCCGUAGUCAACUACGCCUGCUCGAACUUGAAACAAAUGAAUGGCUCCGAGGUGUGCAUCACUGCUCCAGGCCGCAAGUUUGUGGCACCCACAGACACGUCCGGUUUGCCGCCCAUGACACCCACUGUUCCGGCGGCGAAACCAACUGACGUGGCGAGGGGUCAGGCGGAAAGCCCUGCGGUAGGUGGCGUAAACGGGAAUUGCACCAACUUAUUCGCCAAUGAGAGCUACUGCGUGCAAGCCGUUGGCAAUAUCAAUACAUACUCGGGGCGCCCGGGUUAUAUGUCCAUCACAAUUGACCCCAAUGCUACCUUCACCGGUGCCCCAUUCACUCAACGUCCCAACGCUACGGCGUCUCCAUAUACACGACUCUACACGCCACUUCCGAUGGCCACGGGUACACGGGAUGACUGCGUGCACUAUUUUGCUGGUGAUGAUUACCAAGUGAAUGUGACUGGUUCGACUUUCGCAAACCCUUGUCUUCUCGCGGCUGCAGUCUAUGAUGUUGACCUUGAUUCAUUUGCCGCCUGGAAUAUCGGGCUCGGAAACAUAACGGCGCCCUCUUGCGCAUUUGAUAAGGGUGUAAACUACUGCGGGUCGUGGUACCUCGAAAAGCCAGAUCAGCUCGAUCCUGUCUCAACGACCAGCAGUACAGCUAGUAGCACAGCCAAUAAUACAGGAACGUCGACUGUGAGCAACACAACGACACCAACAAGUCCAACUCCUCCAGCCCCAACGAUGUCGGGCGAACCUGAAAAUUGCAAUAAGUGGGCUGUCGCCGAGAAAGGCGUGAUGUGCACGGAUAUGGCCGCCACCGCUGGCAUCUCCCUAGCUCAAUUCUUGGCCUGGAAUCCCGCUGUUAGCGACGAUUGCCUUACCAACUACUGGCUGGGAGAGGCAUACUGCGUUGGUGUGUCAUCAACGUCGGCCAAGACAACUCCCAGCUCCAAAACGCCCUCAGUUACAUUGGUAGCAGGGCCCACUGCUACAAAACCUCCCCUAUGA